Molecule: messenger RNA, 1771 nt
Organism: Ochotona curzoniae (black-lipped pika)
Lineage: Eukaryota; Metazoa; Chordata; Mammalia; Lagomorpha; Ochotonidae
Gene: ACADS
Product: acyl-CoA dehydrogenase short chain
Exons: 10
Coding region: 40-1278 (412 amino acids)
Biological process (GO): butyrate catabolic process; fatty acid beta-oxidation using acyl-CoA dehydrogenase
Cellular component (GO): mitochondrion
Molecular function (GO): flavin adenine dinucleotide binding
Source: RefSeq, a predicted model, not a curated record
GGCCGCCGGGAGAGGCCAAGGCGCCGUGUCCACCGUCCAAUGGCCGCCGCGUUGCUCACCCGGGCCUGGGGCCCGCUGCGCGGAGCUCUGUGUGCCCGGGACUGGCGGCUGCUGCACACGGUCUACCAAUCAGUGGAGCUGCCUGAAACACACCAGAUGUUGCGUCAGACAUGCCGGGACUUCGCUGAGAAGGAGCUGGUUCCUGUCGCGCCCCGGCUGGACAAGGAGCACCUCUUCCCAGCAGCUCAGGUGAAGGAGAUGGGCAAGCUUGGGCUUCUGGCCAUGGAUGUGCCUGAGGAGCUGAGCGGCGCUGGCCUCGACUACCUGGCCUACGCCAUCGCCAUGGAGGAGAUCAGCCGCGGCUGCGCCUCCGCGGGAGUCAUCAUGAGCGUCAACAACUCCCUCUACCUGGGGCCCAUCCUCAAGUUUGGCUCCCAGGAGCAGAAGCGCCAGUGGAUCACGCCCUUCACCGGCGGCGACAAGAUUGGCUGCUUUGCCCUCAGUGAACCAGGGAACGGCAGCGACGCUGGAGCUGCGUCUACCACGGCCCGGGAGGAGGGCGACUCGUGGGUCCUCAACGGCACCAAAGCCUGGAUCACCAACUCCUGGGAGGCCUCCGCCACGGUGGUCUUUGCCAGCACCGACAGAGCCCUGAAAAACAAGGGCAUCAGCGCCUUCCUGGUUCCCAUGCCAACACCGGGGCUCACCCUGGGCAAGAAGGAGGACAAGUUGGGCAUCCGGGCAUCAUCCACAGCCAACCUCAUCUUUGAGGACUGUCGCAUCCCCAAGGAAAACCUGCUGGGGGAGCCAGGGAUGGGCUUCAAGAUCGCCAUGCAAACCCUGGAUAUGGGUCGCAUUGGCAUCGCUGCCCAGGCCUUGGGCAUCGCCCAGGCCGCCCUGGAUUGCGCUGUGAAUUAUGCCGAGACUCGCAGGGCGUUCGGGGCGCCCCUCACCAAGCUGCAGGGCAUCCAGUUCAAGUUGGCAGACAUGGCCCUGGCCCUGGAGAGUGCCCGGUUGCUGACGUGGCGUGCAGCCAUGUUGAAGGACAAUAAGAAACCUUUCACCAAGGAGGCAGCGAUGGCCAAGCUGGCUGCCUCCGAGGCAGCCACCGCCAUCAGCCACCAGGCCAUCCAGAUCCUGGGCGGCAUGGGCUACGUGUCGGAGAUGCCAGCUGAGCGGCACUACCGCGACGCCCGCAUCACCGAGAUCUAUGAAGGCACCAGUGAGAUCCAGCGGCUGGUGAUCGCAGGGAACCUGCUCAAGAGCUACCAGAGCUGAGCCGUGCCUCGCUGCAGCGGGGCCGGGCUGUAGCCACGAGGCCUUAAUCAUGACCUAGAGCCAGAGACUGCUGGCAGGCCCGGGGGCUGCGUCCUGAAUCUCCUGUGUUCCGGCAACAGGCCGUCUACAGCUCCGUCUUGUGGACCCGGCCACCUCUCCAGCCGCCCAUCAGCCUAGCCAGCAGCCCCUGACCAUGGCUGCCUGGAGGAGGGUGUGGGUUGGGGUGGAACAACAGGACAGUGCUUUCCAGGGUUCCCUGGGGGCCUGCUGCUUGGCAGGAAGACCCAGUGGAGCAGCUCUUUGCCCUAAAGUUGGGGAUCAGGAGGAGGGGGUGGGUUGGGGGCCUUUGGCAAAGCAGCAGCAGCUGUUGCUCUGGUCUCUCUGGCCCGCCAGCCUCAGUCUUAGGAGUAGGCGGGGCCAGGCUGGGAGUUUAAGUGUGUGCAGGUGUGAGUGGGGAGGCUAGCUAAUAAAUUGUACCUGGUCCCGCCCUCUG